AUGCAGCCUGUUAAGUCGCUUCCAGAAAUGAAAAUUUUCGACCAUGGAGGCACCAUGGCUGGUGUUUAUCCGUCGGAGAAUAAGUUCGCUGCACAACAUAAGAAGCUGGUUCGAAUGCUCACAGUGGUGGGCUAUCUCCUCUGUGUGUCCCUCGCUGCCAUCCUCCUAUCGCUGUAUUAUUUGUUCCUCUGGAACCCUGACAUGAACAAAGAAUUCCCCGAAAUCCAAUCAAGGUUGACUAAGGAACUGUGCAGCACCUCUUCCCAGAACCCCCAACGUUUUGUCCAGAAAGACGCCCCUCCGUCCCCGGCACUCCAAGUGGUCAGCAGCAGUAACAGUCCAAUUUUCAUCAUAUCUCCUCCGAAUUCGAAAGAAAUACCCCUUCAUCAGGGCAAUCUGAAAUCUGACGUCGUCAAUCGGAGAACCUUCGUCCCGUAUCCUGCAACCGUUUCCCGUGAUAUCAUAUCCCGUGCGAUGUCGAACCUCUCCCCGGAUCGAGGAGCUCUCGAUGUUUCCAUGAAUCCGGUAGCCCACGAUAUAAAUGCUGAAAUCCAUGCUGACAUCUCUUCCGGUUCUUCCGAUACCCAGCACACACCCAGCUCCACUGAAAGCCUAUAUGACGACUCGAAACGCUCAUCAAGCGUCAGCCAAGAGAACAGCCAAGAAGUUCUGACCUACCAGGACAGCAGCGCCAUGAACACCAGCAAUGUGACGAGUUCGGAAUAUUGAUAACACUGAUCUCGGAACGACCCUACGGAACGGACGGAUCGGUUCGGGCUGGAGGACGCGGCAUGUUCUAUCAAUCGACUCCUACUCCGCUUCUGAGCUACGAUUUCGGAAAAUCCCAUCAAUGAAAAACGCGGGUUUCCUUGAAGAUUUCAUCCAGUUUUUCAUUUUUCACGUUUCACCUGCUCUUCUCUGGGCCGCCACUCAGCGUGGUCUUCGGGCUUCCAACACGUGGAAGACUGGCUGUUUUCACCCGGUUUCGCGCCCGACCCAAUCUCAUUCUUCCUUCGCGAAGGUUCUUGAAGAUAGGCAGUGUUCCGCCACUGCUGUCGAUAUGCUUGUCAGACUACUGUUUGGCUGCAGGGAAUGUGAAAGGGUCGACAGUCAACCAACAGCCUGACCGCGUGCGGCGCGCCAAGGGGUGAGCUUGCUCACUUCCCAGUUUCGGAAAUUUUCUUCAAUGCUCCGGCUGGUAGCGUUCCCUUGCAUCCGGCAACGUCUGGACCGUAUCGCAUCGAUUCACAGAAAAGUUUACGUUUGCCUCAGGUCACUGCAGCGCUUAUUCGUCAGUGAAUCGUUCCUUUUUUCUAACCCACAGUGGAAUCCGUCGACUGAC
Messenger RNA from Galendromus occidentalis (western predatory mite), 1342 nucleotides. It is a transcript of the gene inaF-D, whose product is annotated as trp-interacting inaF-D. NCBI's taxonomy places the organism in Eukaryota, Metazoa, Arthropoda, Arachnida, Mesostigmata, Phytoseiidae. The record is from RefSeq and is a predicted model, not a curated record. The coding region runs from base 1 to 729 and encodes 242 amino acids. The transcript is spliced from 3 exons.